Molecule: messenger RNA, 5551 nt
Organism: Sclerotinia trifoliorum
Lineage: Eukaryota; Fungi; Ascomycota; Leotiomycetes; Helotiales; Sclerotiniaceae
Source: the annotation of a GenBank genome assembly
UAACCUUAAUAUACGAGUCCAGCGUGAGAUGAUAAACUUCACUUCAACUUCAACUUCAACUUCAACUUCAACUUCACCUCAAUUUAAUUUUGUAUCAAUUCGCCUUCAAUUUCACUCCGAGUUCGUAGUUGCUAGCUACCGACUUGCCUGAGUGGUACUCUUAGCUUCCACGCCCGUUUUGAGGAGUUGAGGGUUUGCAUCGCCGAAGCCUUAUGCUUAUUAUUACUGUACCAGACGCUUAUAAUUUAAGGAUGCUGGAAUCUGUGUGGGAGGCAGGCCGUGGUGGUAGAUGCUGUGAUGGAGAUUUAAGGAUCUUUCGAUUUAUCAAGUUUUUGACUUUGACUUUGACUUGACUUUGGCGUCAUUUCGAACAUUCACUUAUAAUCAAGUUAAACCAUAUGAAAACAUUCAUUUCACCCCAUGGCCAAUACUUUUUUUGGCUACCAACCAGUGCUCUCCAGAUUUUAUACACUACCUACCUACCUACCUACCUACCUACCUAGGCAGCCGUCCCAUCAUCAAAAACAUCGGCCAAUGACGAGUUUAUUUCCAUUUUCAACUACUUACUAGUACGCCGAACCAGGUAUCAAACAAAACCAUAAACCAUACAAGGCUGCCGGCGGAUGGCUUACUUUAUCUCUAGGUCAUUUUACACGGUCAUCAUACGGUCCUCAGCAUAUUACGCUCGCUACCUGAGGUCAUCUUAAGCUCAAGAACCCUUUACAGUUUAAAAUCAUUCAAGCUAUUUCAAAAAGACCACUCUUUCUGUGUUACACGUCGUUUUCCCCUCAAAUUUGGAAAAUACCAUCUCAAGGAUUCUGUUUACCAAAGCUCAACUCUUAACUCCUUCAAGUCGGUGUUAUUUCAUUAAUACAUCCUCGACGUGCUGUCAGGUCUAACAGUACCUUCCGAGACCCGCAUCGUCACAGGAAUCAAAAUUCUACCUAUCUUACAAGUUCGUAAAAUAAUAUCCCACGAACUUCCCACAUAAAAUAUUUCCAAUAUCAAACUUGCCUCGAAAGAUUUCAUCUUUGCGGCAAGUCUGUGACACCUCAAUCAGAGUCAACAGAAUCAAUCACAUAUCCAAUAAUUGCGCUGCAGGAUGGCUCGCAAACGUUUCCUGGCGGAUGUGAUAGCUGCAUCCAAAAAAGGAAUCUCUCAUGUUGUUUCCAUCAGUCGAGGAGAUGAUGAUGGUGAUGUAAACUUCUGCUUCUUACAUGAUUCUGCGGAGCCCAUAGAAAUUGGUCUCUUAGCACUAGGUAUGUCCCGCUAUAUUCUAUUUCUCUAGCUGUCAAUCUAAGAUCCCUACCACAUGGAUUUCAUCCAAUGUUGUGUACACGAUCACCUUUGAAGGGUUUUUCUCUAAAACAGAAUAUCAUGUUCCAGCAGGAAAGAAAAGGCAGUUUUCGAUCAUACUAACUUUGUCAGAUGUCUCCGAGUACCCUAGUGGGAAUAGCUUCAUGGUUUUCACCAAGUCGGAUGGGGCUCCCAAAGCUGUUAUUGAAGUACUGAAUCAACUAACACCCUCUCCAUACGGGGUACUUUUACCAGAUUUGAUUAGUAGCAUUUCGCAAAAGCUACAGAAGGCACUUUCGACAGGUUCGCGAGAAUCUUCUAUCAGCCUUGACGAUGACGAUGAGGAUGAUGUGAUUGUAGAUGUGGAGGAAGGAAGUGAAGAUGACUCUGGGUUCUCCGACGAGGAGGAAGAGGACUUCCCAGACGAGCCCAUAAGCUUCUCGAAUGGACAGACUGUGCCAACAUCGACUAUUAGGAUCUCCCCAGAAGCCGCUGCUGAGCUGAAUCGACGGAUUAGGGCAGACCUGCGUACUGCUAGAAUGCUCGGUCAUCGGAUCGGAAUAUUAAGUGGCAUGAAAGCUGAAUCUCAGGGUAGCAUUCUCAGCAUAUCCAUUCAAGCUACCAAGUUGGGCCUUUCAGAAGAGGCUAUGCAAGCUUGGGACAUUGAGCCAGAUCAAUAUUUGACCUUACUUAUACGCUACUCAGACGGAUACAAAACUUUUGAAAAAUUGAUAGCCGAGCCAGCGAAGAAUAGUGGAAUUGAUUUCCGUGUCGGAGUCAGCAAUGGUUAUAAGCCAUCCGCAGCCGCAGCGUUCUCGGCCUUUUCAGACUCAAACAAAGUUGGUUUUAAAGCAUUCAAUGACGAUAGUUCAGCGUCUCAAGCAAAUCUAAAGAACGAGAGUAGAGGAUUUUCCAGUAUCUUUAUCAGCAGCUCCUUGAAUGAAUUUUUCAACACGAAGAUGCUAUCAAUUUUGAAGAUCCGCAACGCAACUGGUCUUGGAUGGGAGGAUGCAAAACAGUAUCUUGAUGAGCGACAGGGACGACCACUUGAGGAAAAUAUAGAGCUGCUUUCUGAGAAAUUUUACCCGCACGCAGAUACACUUAGAGGCCAUACUUCACGAAUCCUAACCGAUGAUCACCUCACAGAUAACAACGGUGGCAACCUAUCAUUUCCGCUUCUCGCUGCACAAUUUGCGUUGAUGUAUCUGGUCCGUUGUACCGAAUUUUGUCUCGUUUGCCACGAUAAGAUUACAGCGGAAUUUGAAGCACUGAAACCUUACGUCUGUGAUAAGCCCUUAUGUCUGUAUCAAUAUAUGGCCUUAGGUUUUGGACCAAGUGUCGAACACGUAAGUAGCCUGGUGCUGUGUGCCCAGAUCAAACAUACAUAUGCUAAUCGUGUGUAGGAAAUACAGAGUCAGCCAUACGUUGUCGACCUCCUUCUGAACUUUUGUUAUACUAGUGCUUGUGUAAGUAUGUCCGCAUGUAAUCUCCCCGAGCUCGCUGACUUUUGAUAGGGCGGUCGAAUUCGUGAAUACCCCACAGGUAUGAGUCUAUCUGUCCCUUUUGCCAUCGGUCAAGCUGGAAAUAUCGUACCUCCUGGCGUCUCCCCAGCCAUGAUGGAUGAAUUCGGCCCCCCGGCAAACUCACAUGCUCGUGAUAAAGAGUUUGAUAUCAAAUACGAUGCUAAGGCGUGUGAAAUCACAUUCGAGGGUAAUUUCGAGAACAAAGGCACUCCUAUCCGCAGAGGAGAUUGGGUACGCAUUCUGGUUGUGCCCGCACCGGGAUAUUUCACGAGCGAAACUAUCCACUGUAGAGUGGAAGAUAUAAACUCCUUUCCAAUUGCAAAGCUCUCACCACCAAUUGUACAGAAAGCACAAGCAAGUACAUAUCAAGUACCAUCAGCUGGUCACAUGCCAGCUGUCAAUUCCCCCAACAUUGCCGCAGCUCGGCUAGCUGUUUACGACUGUAACUUUGACGAUAUGUCUGUCGUAGAAAAAUGCAGCACUAUAGCAAUGCUUCUUGACACAUUACCAACCAUCAAGGAGUUAAGAGAGUAUAUCGACCGGCAAAGUCAGACGGAAGAACCGAACCUUCGCAAAUGGGCAGAGCGUAUAUCUCCAGCUGCAUUGGGAUUACUUAGAUGGGUUAUAGCCUCUAAUCGCUCGUGCCUUGUCCAAGUUGAUAGAUGCCCUGGCCAGAUUGAUAGCGUUUUUUCUGACGCAAAAAUCAGACCGGACCAAAAAGUCUCUCAAAUUGGGGAAAAUUGGGUUCAAUUUCGAUUUGCACAAGGAUCACCAGACAAGGAGCUUCGUUUUUUGAAUGCGCUUAAAGCACAACAAGCACAUUUGAAUCCAAAUUAUCCUACUAUAUUUGCUUUUCAUGGUAGUGCGCUACAAAACUGGCAUAGUAUCAUUAGGCAUGGACUGGAUUUCAAGGAAACCUUGAAUGGACGAGCAUUUGGACAUGGUGUUUAUCAUGCACAGAAUCAAACUGUAUCAUGUACUUAUACUGGGCGAAACUUUUCGGUAAGUGUCAGAUUUCUCUCGUUUUAUCUACCGUCUUAACAUUAACUAGGGUUGCUGGCCUGGAUCGCAGCUCAAUGCCACAGCCGUGAUGAGCAUCAACGAAAUCAUCAAUUGCCCUCAGCAGUUUGUUAGCUCAAAUCCAUAUAUCGUAGUGCAGCACAUUGACUGGAUUCAAUGCCGAUACUUGCUUGUUAAGAUUGACCCAAAUGCAGCCGAUGAACCUUCUCCGAAUUCUAGGUAUGUUUGACGCUGGAGAAAUUACUUUGUGUAAUUAUAUGGAAUCUAUGAUGAGGUAUGCUAACAUUUUGCUCACAGUCAUAUCGCAGCUGCCAACGAAAUCAAGCAGGACCCUAAAUAUACAGCAAGGUCUACGAAUGGUAAGCCCAUAGGCGUCCCUCACUGUGCUGGUUCAAUAUCUAGAGCAUUUUGCACCGAUAGUGUUGGGAGUACCUCCCAAUCUAAAAAACGCAAAGGUCUACCUUCUUCUGUGAAUGGGGCCACAUUUUUCAGCGACGAAGAAGACAUUGAGGACACCAAAUUCCUGCUCUUAGAAGAUGAGGGAGAUAUCGAAGUAUUGUAAGCAGAUAAAUUCCCUAAAUACUUUGUCAGUUCGAUCAUUGCAAGCGCAAACAGCCUUGAAACGGGCCAUCGGAUGUCAAACCAUUGGAUCAUACAGGCUAUGGUUUAUGAUCCUCUGCCAUAAGUCCCUUAAAUUUUUAAUGAGCUCACUAACUGUUUGUACUAGAUUUCCUACUUUCAAAAAGCCAGAAGCUGCAAAAACGGAUUUUGUUCCUGGAUCGCUUGAUCAAAGUAGCCUUCCAAUCCUUGAUUCUCCGGCCUAUGCCACCCCUUCUGCAACCAUGCGUCUUAACAGAGAAUUACAAACAAUCCUCAAGAUACAAAAAUCUACCCCACUCCACGAACUUGGAUGGUACAUCGAUGAAGCUCUCGUUGAUAACAUCUACCAAUGGAUCGUCGAGCUACACUCUUUUGAUUCCACACUUCCGCUGGCCAAGGAUCUCAAAGAAUCCGGUCAAACAAGCGUUGUCAUUGAAAUUCGCUUCGGAAAAGAAUAUCCUCACAGUCCUCCAUUUGUACGCGUUGUGAAGCCACGAUUUUUGCCAUUUAUGUCUGGCGGUGGCGGCCACGUAACAGGCGGUGGAGCUUUGUGUAUGGAGCUGCUGACAAAUACUGGCUGGAGUGCCGUUUCUUCGAUUGAAUCUGUUCUCUUGCAAGUCCGCCUUGCACUUAUGAGUACCGAACCAAAACCUGCACGUCUGGAACACAGAGGUAAACAGCAACAAGGUGAAUAUGGAACCCAGGAGGCUAUGGCAGCUUUCAUUAGGGCUUGUAGUAUGCACGGAUGGGAGAUACCCAAGGACUUUCAGGACUUUGCUGCAAUACCAGGAUCUAGUCGUUCUUGAUCAGCUACUUUCAGAAACACGAUAUUAUGGCGUUGUAGGAGGGAAGGAAAAACAUACCGGUAUUCUAGAUUUGCUUUUGGUGAUUUGCGAGUUCUAUUUUCCUAGUUAGCGUUGGGGAAUCUAGAGAGAGGAAUAUCAUGAUGAGAUGUCCUGAUGAACAAAUACUCGAAAUGUUGUAAGAAAUUUACAAUGAAAGGUUAUUAAGGCUUCAUAGGUGCAGUGGAAAGGAAUGCUAAUAGCUUUUGGGUCAAUGGGUUCCCGCUAUCAUGGGUAGUAGGUUUCUACAGAAUCAGCAACAUAAUUAGA